Drosophila grimshawi is the source of this 1986-nucleotide messenger RNA. RefSeq names its product acyl-CoA Delta-9 desaturase. Gene Ontology annotation, biological process: unsaturated fatty acid biosynthetic process. Lineage: Eukaryota; Metazoa; Arthropoda; Insecta; Diptera; Drosophilidae. Gene Ontology annotation, molecular function: iron ion binding; stearoyl-CoA 9-desaturase activity. Gene Ontology annotation, cellular component: endoplasmic reticulum membrane. The coding region runs from base 205 to 1632 and encodes 475 amino acids. The transcript has 4 exons. The record is from RefSeq and is a predicted model, not a curated record.
AAAUAGAUUAUUUAGAGCUGCAAUUAAAAAUUGUUUUGUGUGUAAAACUGUGAAGAAGAAAGUUUGCAUUUUUCGAGUUGCUGUUCUUUGCAAUUGUGACACGUGAUUUCCGUCCGUUAAGUUUAGUGUAUGAAGUGAGAGAAACACCCAUUCCACCCACCCCCAAAAACCCCACCCACCCAUUCCAGGUAUACGAUAGAAAUUAUGGGACACCUGUCCACAUCGGAGCGUGUGUGCAGCACAACGCCUGUGGCAAGCACAGGUGAGGGCAGUCCACCGCUUCUCUCUUCUCGUCGCGCCAAGCUGAGCGGCGAGCAGUCGCAGGCGCGUGGACGUGGCGAGGACUCAUCGCCGGAGUCGAUGCCGCGCGCCAAGCAGCAACAGAAGACGCUGGCAGCAGCAGCAACAGCACAGCAGCAAUCUGUAAUGGCACCGCCGGCGCCAAGGCAUAUACCCAAAUAUCUGAUCAAUCAUGUACCCAAGGAUCAAAUCAAUAUGGACGAAUAUACGCGUAAUUUCCAAGGCGACAAUAUUCUUGGCUGGCAAUUCAAGGCACCACUAAAAUGGGACAAAGUCAUUCAGAUCUCGCUGCUGCAUCUGGUCGCCUUAAUCUGUCUACUCACCUAUCCGCUGCACGAGUUGCGCCUCAACACACUCAUCUGGUCCUUCUUUAUGGGUGGCGUGGCUGGAUUUGGCGUCACUGCGGGCGCCCAUCGCUUCUGGACACAUCGCAGCUACAAGGCGAACACGCUCCUGAGGAGUCUCCUCAUGAUCAGUUACUCGGUGGCUGGACAGAAUACGCUGUACGAUUGGGUGCGGGAUCAUCGGGUGCAUCACAAGUACUCGGAGACGGAUGCCGAUCCGCAUAAUGCCAAUCGCGGCUUCUUCUUCUCCCACGUCGGCUGGCUGAUGAUGCUCAAGCAUCCAGAUGUACUGCGUCGUGGCAGGCAAAUCGAUAUGUCCGACAUUCUGGCCGAUCCUGUCAUCCAGUUCCAUCAAAAGUAUUUUGUGCUGCUCAAGAUCAUGCUGUGCUUCGUGCUGCCCACAAUGGUGCCGGUGUAUUGCUGGAACGACACCUGGUUCCAUGCGUUUGUCCAUCAGUGCAUCUUCCGCUAUGUGUUCAGCCUGAAUUUCACCUGGUCCGUCAACAGCGCUGCUCAUCUCUGGGGCUCCCGUCCGUACGACAAACGCAUCAUGCCCAGCGAGAAUAUCUAUGUGUCGAUUAUGGCGAUGGGUGAGGGCUGGCACAACUAUCAUCAUGUCUUCCCCUGGGACUACAAAGCAGCUGAGCUGGGCAACUAUAAGGUGAACUUUACCACCAUGGUGCUGGAUACGUUCCAUCGCCUGGGCUGGGCCUGGGACAUGAAGCAGCCGUCCAAGGAGCUGGUGCGUCGCACUCUCGAGAAAUAUGGCGAUGGCACACACGCCUCCCAGCAGGGUGUGGCUGAGGCAACCACAUCCAGUGGCGUUAUCGGCAGCACUCAAAUGGUUGGACACAUCCAUUAUGCCGAGGUGCCGGAUCCAGAACUGGAGUACGAUGCGGAGUCGAGCAGCACUGAGAGCGCCAAGCUGGACGAGAAUGACAAUGAGAGCGAACGACAGAAGAAGGGCACCAAGAAGUUGGCCAUUUAGUUGGUAGUUCGGGGGGAAAUCUUGAAUUUCAGUUGGUUUACUUAAGUGUGGGGCGCUCAAAGCAUGUUCAACAACAACAACAACAACAACAGAUACAACAUGCCACAUGCAACAUGAAAAAUGUUCAGACAAUUUUAACACUUAACUCUUAUUUAAUGCGAGGUCUUGUCAUCCCAGGAACAGGCCACGUCUGGCUGUUCUAUAUAUAUAUACCUAUAUACAUAUAUAUAUAUAUAUAUAUAUAUUCAUAUACACGAUUUAUGCAUCUAAGCAUCCGCAACUUGUGCGUCUUGGGCGUGGGGCGGGUCAUGGUCAAUAAUCGUUUUAUUAAAUUAAUUAAUAUUCUUAUUUGUA